This is a messenger RNA of Acanthoscelides obtectus, 3743 nucleotides long. NCBI's taxonomy places the organism in Eukaryota, Metazoa, Arthropoda, Insecta, Coleoptera, Chrysomelidae. The record is from the annotation of a GenBank genome assembly.
AACACAAUAGUGUUAGACUGCAAAAGCAAAUUUCAGACGUCUCUAAAUCCGCCAGUGCCUGAAGCCCAUAGCUAUCAAACAGGUUCACUAUUUGUAAAGCUUGAAAUUGAUUUGUACAUCGUUAAAGUCACCAGUUACUUUAAGGAAUUUAUUAAAUUUCAAUUCAGACAUACAGACUUGAGGAUUAUCUAGAUCAACGUGUUUCAACUCAUAAAUUUUCGCAUCGUCCAGACGGACCCGGUAUCCUCGACUAUACGGAUUACAAAUAAGCUUCAGUUAGUCCGCUUGACGCAUAAUCAAUGAUUGAUUACAUUGAUUCUAAACACGAUAUAUCUAAUCUAUUAUCAGCGAAUAUUUUUAUCGAUAUUUUUAGCCACCUCCUCCGCACAUAGGGAAAUAUGCAUCAGUCGUGAUGGGCAACGCGGCAAGGAAACCCGCCAAAUCCAAAAAGAAAAUCAAGAAUGAAGGAGCGGAUAGCGACGUCGAAGACGACGAGAAAAAGAAAGUCGGGGUCACCGAGAAAUUCAACAACUACGAUUGGCAGAUCAUAGACACCAUCAAAAGAGAUCUUCAGGAGACUCCCGAGUUGUUCGUGUUGAACAAUGUGCUCAUGGGCAUCAUGUUCUUCAAGAAUUACAAAAAAGACAUGGAAGACUUGUCGAACUCUAGAACCGAAUCCAAACCCGACUUUCUAGCACCAGAUUCGGUCCUAGAGAAAGUGAGUGAGAACGUCAAAUUCCGUCCAUUCCACGGUCCCAAGAAGCAUCAUUUGGAGCCCAUCAUGGACAGAAGGUUGUUCGUGUUCAACGAGAAUGUGCAAGUGCUUGGCAUUACCGACGAUUGCGGUGGAAACACCGAAAAGGCGGCUGUCAGAAUUGAAGAAUCUCCGAGAAAAGGUAAUGUUUCGUGAAGUUACGUGAAAUCGACGCAAAGCCGCCGACAAUGGAAGAAUUCGUACCUUUCGCCAAUUCCAAUUCCGAAUCCGAAACAAACUCCAGGAGCAGCUCUACAGAUUCGGACUCUCAGUCAAUGCACGGCUCAAUAUCCGACCUCAAGACGCCACAACCGAUAGAAAUCAUCAAUUACUUAGAGUCUCACACGAGAAACUCUAUACCGGCUUCUUGCGUCACGUAUCGAAGAGUUAAAAAGACACCUUCUGAGAUAGACAUAGAAGGUCGAUGCAUCAGCGACAUCACCGAAGAUGACUGGUAUCAUACAGUGUGUUACUUCGGUUCGAGAAGCUUCAUGAAUCACUUUAAAAACUACCUAUUUCCUAACCAGGUAGCGCCAAACUUGGGCUUCGCCGAACACGAAAUCAGUCAGUCCAAAUCGAUCCCAGGAAAAAUUUUCUGUUCAAAAGAAGGCAUACCGCACGAAGUGAUUCCGGCAUUGCAAUGCAGCUGGCCGUCUGAUCAGACUUUGGGGUUUAUAAUGAAAGGCGAGAAGGAUAACGGUAAGAGGAAAAUACGGAUAUUCCCAACGGAGUCGAUGAUAAACGAAAUUAGGAAUAUGGCUUGCGCUUUAGUGCCCAGGGGGUACUUCAAGAAGCAUGGAGAGAGACUGAAUAGUGAUAUUGAGUGGGAAAUUAUGUUUCCUCAGGCAGAAAGGUACCUAGAAUCGUACAUGUCUCACGCCCAAAUCAAAUGCUACUUAGUCCUGCUCGCGAUCCACAAAACCUACAUAGAACCAAAGACUCUGAAUCUAGGUCUUCUACCCGAACACAUUCGUUGUUUCAUGUUGUGGGAAUGUGAAACGAACUACAGCGACUGGCCGGAGCACAGAUUGGGAACCAAACUGUACAAUGUCGUGAGCAACUUGUACCAGCAUUUGGCGAAGGGAGAACUGUACGAUUACUUUGUGAAAGAGAAGAAUUUGUUCCACAAUAUACAGAGGAAGUACCUUAGAUUGGCGCAGAGGGUCUUGCACGGUAUUUUGGAGACGCCGUUUGUAGGUUGUUACAAAGCCCUGAGGAAUUUGAGGUACAUAGACGGAAAAUCGUUUUAUCCGCCUUUAGACUUAAAGAAAAUCUACGAAAUUCUAGUAGACAGUAAGAUGAAACGUUCGCAAGAAGAAGUAGUGAAAACUAUCGAAAUUAAAGACUUGAAUCAACUAGAUGUUUUGGAGCUGAAAUGGAGACAGGUGCAGGAGACAAAGAAGAAAGAAGAGUUAAAAAAGUUGGAAGAAAUACGGAGAGAUUCCGAGGAUUCUAUAGAUAUGGAUUGGAUGUGUGAGAAAACACUGGACCUUCUCAAAAGACAGCCGCUCCUCAGCCAUUUCAUCAAUUUCUUCAUAGACUUAGCAACGAAAAGUUCGAAAAUAUCAACCAAGAAACAGACGUUGCUUUAUUUCAAGCAAGCGCGAUAUCUGACGAGAAUUCUCAAAGACGAAAAACAUUUCAUGGAGGAAGCCGAGGAAUUCCUGGACGCUAUCAAUAAAACAGAAAGGGAAUGUAUGAAGGAAUUUAGAGAAGCACCUGGAAAAACUGUGACUUUUGACACUAGUGAUUUUGUGAUAGUGAAUGGUAACGAUACAGUGUGAAGUGAUAGGACUCAUGAGAAUAAUAUGACGUUUCUGCGCAUUAACAGGCUAGACACGCGUUUUAAACACUUAAUAUUUGUUCUGUUAGACAAAAAAAAUAAUACUAUAUUUUUUCAGACUUGAAAAACCGUAAAAUUUCAAGUCAAAAAUACAUUUUUCUUAAACAGGCGAAAACGCUGUCCGCCAUGUUUCAAUAAAAAAAAGAAAACGAUAUCUGUUUACGUUGAUUGGGGGCUUUAAGUCGACAAGUGACAUAUGUGUGACGUUUCUUUGUUUACAAUUUGUAUGACGUCAUAUCAUGGCCGAAACAUUUUUUUUAAAUUGGCUUCAUACCUAUAUACAUUUUGUAAAAACUGAAAUCAGUAUAUUUCGUUUCGCUAACCUAAAAACCUAUAAAAAUACUCAUUUAUACUAUGAAAUUUGGUAUGAGCCUAUUAUUGAUAAUUUCAAAAAGUCCAUCUGAAAAGGUUUGCUAUUUCAAAUAUUUUGAACGUCGCGUCGGUUAGAUUCACAAAGAUACUUUGUGAUAUAUUUACUGAUAUGCUAAAAAAAUCGGUUAGAACUGGUAAUCCAUGGUAAAAAAUGUAUACAGAAUCGUAAUACGAUAAUUAAGGCUGAAUAUCAGAUUUUUUUUAUCUUAAUAGUACUUCAUAAUAUUUCUAGGGAUUUAAUAAUCCCAUUUUCAGUAAUUUAGUUUGUUAAUCUGAAAUAACGAUCGUAUCAAUCAUUUUAAAUAAUCCUUUGAAUCCUAUAAUCCGACAAUCAUCUGAAAGAGUAGAGUACUAAAAAAUAGCAAAAUAUGUAACUAAAACAUUCAUUGUGUUGAAAAAUCCUAAAAUUAAUUAUUGUAUUUCACAUGCUUUUGACGCUGGUUCGUCUAGAUUGUUAAAGAUAUAUUACAUUCUUGCACGAAACUUAUUUACCACCUAAACACAUGCAAAGAAUUGAAAAUGUGAUAAUGUGCCAACGCUGUAUAUAAAAUCCAUGUAUAGUUUUAACUUUUUUAUUUAUUUUAUUUUGUGUGUCUAUGUAACGUUUUUUUUGUUCUGUUAUUGAGACUUGUUGAUGACCAACUGGGGAGGUCCUUAUUUUCAAUAUCAUGUUCUAAUAGAAAAUAGAACUUCCAUUACUUAAUAUUACCACUAUCUAUGUCUAUCAUAGUUAGAUACAUUACGUGUAUACAAUUAUAAUGCUGUUUUUGAACA